CUAUUUUUGUUGUUUUUGUUGUUUAUACAAGCAUAUGCUCAAACAUCCAUACAUUUCCAUUUUGUGUAAACCUUGAUCCCUUCAAUAACGCAUGGGAUUAAUAAUAUUCAAUUUAUAGAAUGAUUAUUUGGUCUUAGAAUGUGUGACAAAAUCAAGCUAGCUAGGCUACAGGUGUCAUUUAAAAAACAAAAAAAAAAAAAAAAGAGGAGAUCUGUUUAAUCAAUGAUCCAUAUCGAUUAUAGAGAAAAAUAUAUUUUUUUUCUUAUAUAAUGCACAAUUUAAUAUGCUGCCACUGUCAUCUUCUAUCUAUGCAACCUCUUUGCAAUAAUCUCCCACCAUAAAAAGGCCACAAGCCUUUGCAUCCAUUGUGCCACACUCUCGCCCUCUUUACAUAUAUAGUUGACAAACAUUUUUGGCCUGAACCAGAACAAGAAAAUUAGUGUCGUUAACUAGUACAAUGAGGGAUAGUACUACCCUCCCAGAUACACAAGGAAAAAUCACCCUCCCAGAUGCAUGGGACUACAAAGGCCGCCCAGCCGAGCGGUCAAAAACUGGCGGCUGGACGGCGGCCACCAUGAUUCUAGGUGGAGAGGCAUGUGAGAGGCUAACAACGCUAGGAAUUGCUGUGAACUUGGUGACUUAUUUGACGGGCACCAUGCACUUGGGCAGUGCUACCUCGGCCAAUACCGUCACCAACUUUCUUGGAACUUCCUUUAUGCUCUGCUUGCUCGGCGGUUUUGUGGCAGACACCUUUCUUGGCAGGUACCUGACAAUAGCAAUAUUUGCCACCAUCCAAGCAAUGGGUGUGACAAUAUUGACCAUCUCAACCACAGUCCCCAGCCUCCAACCCCCCAAAUGCACCGCUGGAACCGGCUCGCAGUGCCUCCCGGCCAGUGGAAAGCAGCUGACGGUCCUCUACACAGCCCUCUACCUCACCGCCCUCGGCACCGGAGGCCUAAAAUCGAGCGUUUCAGGGUUCGGCUCUGACCAGUUCGACGAAUCGGACAAACAAGAAAGAAAACAAAUGACGAACUUUUUUAACUGGUUCUUCUUCUUCAUAAGCAUAGGCUCACUCGCUGCAGUUACAGUUCUUGUUUACAUCCAAGACAACUUGGGGAGGCAAUGGGGAUAUGGAAUCUGUGUCUGUGCAAUUGUGCUCGGCCUCAUUGUGUUCUUGUCAGGCACACGACGGUACCGUUUCAAGAAACUUGUGGGCAGCCCUCUGACGCAAAUUGCAGUAGUGUUUGUGAACGCGUGGAAGAAGAGGAAUUUGGAACUGCCGUUGGACUUGACUUUGUUGUACAACGUUGGUGACAUAGAUGAUGGACUAACGGAGAAGAAGAAGCAAAUGUUGCCUCAUAGCAAGCAGUUCCGUUUCUUGGAUAAGGCAGCAAUCAAGGAACCAAACAUAGAAGGUGGUAAAACCACGAUCGGAAACAAAUGGAGUUUAUCAACCCUAACCGAUGUUGAAGAAGUAAAAUUGGUCAUCAGAAUGUUACCAAUCUGGGCCACUAACAUAAUUUUUUGGACAGUUUAUGCCCAAAUGACCACAUUCUCAGUGUCCCAAGCAACCUCCAUGGACCGCCACAUCGGAAAAUCGUCCCAAAUCCCGCCGGCAUCCCUCACUGCUUUCUUUGUAGGCAGCAUUUUAUUAACUGUCCCAGUUUACGACCGGAUUAUAGUCCCAGUUGCAAGAAAAGUACUAAACAACCCUCAAGGACUAACCCCAUUGCAACGCAUAGGGGUUGGUUUGGUCUUCUCAACAUUUGCCAUGGUAGCAGCAGCACUCACAGAAGUGAAGCGUCUGAACGCCGCAAGAUCACAUGGGUUGACAGGCAAUCCAACGGCUGAGAUCCCACUGAGUGUUUUCUGGCUCGUCCCACAGUUCUUCUUUGUGGGGGCAGGAGAAGCCUUCACGUACAUUGGGCAGCUGGACUUCUUCCUUAGGGAGUGCCCGAAAGGAAUGAAAACAAUGAGCACAGGGCUGUUUCUGAGCACCCUCUCGUUAGGGUUUUUCGUGAGCUCACUGUUGGUGAGUAUAGUGCACAAUGUGACAGGGGACACGAACCCAUGGCUGGCAGACAAUCUCAACCAAGGAAAGCUUUAUGAUUUCUAUUGGCUAUUGGCACUUCUGAGUGCUUUGAAUUUGGUUGUCUAUUUGUUUUGUGCCAAUUGGUAUGUCUACAAGGACAAAAGACUUGCUGAGGAGGGCAUAGAAUUGGAGGAAGUAGAGAUUUGUGUCCAUUAAUAUGGUAUAUUUUUCAAUUUACUUCCCUAUCUUGUGUUCUUUGUUUUGUUACAUAAGCUUGUAACUAAUCUUGUAUGCAUAAAAGAUAAAGAAAUGAAGAAUCAUUAAAGCUCGUUAAUCA
Messenger RNA from Pyrus x bretschneideri (Chinese white pear), 2369 nucleotides. RefSeq names its product protein NRT1/ PTR FAMILY 6.3. Bases 458 to 2248 code for a protein of 596 amino acids. The transcript is spliced from 5 exons. Gene Ontology annotation, cellular component: membrane. Lineage: Eukaryota; Viridiplantae; Streptophyta; Magnoliopsida; Rosales; Rosaceae. Gene Ontology annotation, molecular function: nitrate transmembrane transporter activity. Gene Ontology annotation, biological process: oligopeptide transport; transmembrane transport; response to nitrate. The record is from RefSeq and is a predicted model, not a curated record.